This is a messenger RNA of Paracoccidioides lutzii Pb01, 279 nucleotides long. RefSeq lists its product as hypothetical. The transcript has a single exon. The record is from RefSeq and is a predicted model, not a curated record. Bases 1 to 279 code for a protein of 92 amino acids.
AUGCCACAUCAUACUCUUGUGUCGCUUGCAACAGAAUAUCAGGACUCACAGGCCCACAAAGAGCCGCUAGCCGUCCAAGCAGCGAAAGAAUUUAGGGGCCACACAGAAUCAUUUUUUGGUACCUUGCCGAGGCUGAUUCCAUGGAAACGCCGGCUGUUGGGGACUCGGGAAAAGUGGGAAGAUCUCAAACCCCAAUGGGUGUCUGUCAACGCGGCGGCUGCUAAGCUAUGGCGCGAAGAAGGCCAGCUGACAUGGCGAGGGCAGUUGAGGUUUUUUUAA